This is a messenger RNA of Myzus persicae (green peach aphid), 1298 nucleotides long. RefSeq lists its product as uncharacterized. The transcript has 6 exons. Bases 306 to 1223 code for a protein of 305 amino acids. The record is from RefSeq and is a predicted model, not a curated record. Lineage: Eukaryota; Metazoa; Arthropoda; Insecta; Hemiptera; Aphididae.
GUCGGCGACCGUACUGAAAGCGCAAACGUUUACACCGACUAUACCGCACGUAACCGAACACGACCACGUUCACAUACACAAAUCCUAGAUAACGUGACACGUCGCGAUAAAGUUUUUUUUUUCCCUCGUCGUUUUUUAAAUAAUAUUUCGCUCAACCGUGCGUAGGUACGACAAACCAAGUACCCGGUUUUCGGUGGCCAUGUCCGUUACCAUAAUUAUAUCGUGUUGACGCGUCCGUUUGGUGUCUGUCGUGGUGACCGAACGCAUCCGAGCGGUGUCCGCCGCGCGGAAAUCGGCCGCCGCGGAUGGAGUCGCCUCGGACGACCCCGACGGCCAAGAGACCGCGGGCUGUCGCCUUGAUUUGUCUGAUCGCGGUGCUGUUGGCUCUGACUUCGGACGCGGUGUUCGGCUUGAAGGGCGUCCGGAUUUGGAACCCUGAAGCCAUCCGAGCGGGCGAGCUGUUGCGGCUUUCUUGCGACUACGAUCUUGAGGGGGUGCCACUGUACUCGAUAAAAUGGUACUUUGGAGACCAGGAGUUCUACAGGUUCGUUCCGAAAGAGUCACCGCCGACCAGGGUAUUCCCGCUUUCGGGUACAACAUCGGUUGACAUAUCUGAGUCGGACGAUCACUCAGUCACACUGACCAACCUACCUCGGGACAUGUCAGGCCACUAUAAAUGUGAAAUUUCAGCGGAUGCUCCACUGUUUCAUACGCAAAUCAAAGAGUCAUACAUAACUAUAAUUGAAGAACCACAGACGCCGCCACUUAUGUUUGCCGGUAAGCUCAAGUACAUCAAGGACGAACCAGUAAAGAUAAACUGCACUUCUUAUUCGGCGUUUCCAGCCACCAAUCUCACGUGGUUCAUAAACGACAAAAAGGUAACGAAUUCGACGAAAUACGCAAAGACGACUGCUUGGGUUACUGCUGAAGAAGACGGGCUGCUGACCAGCAAAUCGCGGCUGGAGCUGACGACCCACGCAGCGUACUUCCCGGGUGGCCGUAUGACGGUCCGCUGCGAGUCCAAUCAGUUUCUGUUGUACAAAAAAUACUCAGUUAUUGAGCUGAUGGACGACUCACCGAGACUGGCUCAGAUGAUUAGCCCCACUACCGUGCUGAGAUCGGGUGGACCACAAGCGAGUUCAGCUGAUCGUUUUGCUACCAGAUGCGUGUUCGUAUUGGUCGCCUUUGUAGCCAAUCGAAUAGCACCAUCUCUCUUAAGAUAGCUUAACGAUUCUCACGCACAAUAGCCAAACACCCUGACAUUAUUAUUAUUACGUCAUGUUAUAACAGACGAUAUU